This is a messenger RNA of Vicugna pacos (alpaca), 1213 nucleotides long. Lineage: Eukaryota; Metazoa; Chordata; Mammalia; Artiodactyla; Camelidae. The record is from RefSeq and is a predicted model, not a curated record.
AGACAUUCUUGGCUCUUCUUGUGUUUAGGGUUUGUAGGGGGUUGUCCAGAUCUCUUGGUGGAAGCGAGCACCCCACUUAGCUUCCUGCUGUCUGCAAUUAUUUCCCCAGCCAUCGAGGAGUACAAGCCACAGGAUGCCACCACGAACCCAUCCCUGAUCCUGGCCGCCGCGCAGAUGCCCGCCUACCAGGAGCUGGUGGAGGAGGCCAUCGCCUACGGCAGGAGGCUGGGCGGGUCACAGGAGGAACAGAUUACAAAUGCUAUUGAUAAGCUUUUUGUGUUGUUUGGAGCCGAAAUACUAAAGAAAAUUCCUGGCCGCGUAUCCACAGAAGUGGAUGCGAGGCUCUCCUUCGACAAGGAUGCCAUGGUGGCCCGGGCCCGGCGCCUCAUUGAGCUCUACAAGGAGGCCGGGGUCAGCAAGGACCGGAUCCUCAUAAAGCUGUCAUCGACCUGGGAAGGCAUUCAGGCUGGGAAGCAGCUGGAGGAGCACCACGGCAUCCACUGCAACAUGACGCUGCUCUUCUCCUUUGCCCAGGCCGUGGCCUGUGCUGAGGCAGGAGUGACACUCAUCUCCCCCUUCGUGGGGCGCAUCCUCGACUGGCACGUGGCCAACACGGACAAGAAGUCGUACGAUCCCCUGGAGGACCCCGGGGUGAAGAGCGUCACCAAGAUCUACAACUACUACAAGAAGUUCGGCUACAAGACCAUCGUCAUGGGUGCCUCCUUCCGCAACACGGGCGAGAUCAAGGCGCUGGCAGGCUGCGACUUCCUCACCAUCUCGCCCCAGCUGCUGGGGGAGCUGCUCAAGGACACCACCAAGCUGACGCCCAUGCUCUCAGCUAAGGCCGCCCAGGCCAGCGACCUGGAGAAGAUCCACCUGGACGAGAAGGCCUUCCGCUGGCUGCACAACGAGGACCGCAUGGCCGUGGAGAAGCUCUCGGAUGGGAUCCGCAAGUUUGCUGCAGACGCUGUCAAGCUGGAGCGGAUGCUGGCGGAACGGAUGUUCAGCGCAGAAAAUGGAAAGUAGUGGCGCCUGAGGCUGGACUACGGACCCGCGCCGUCUCAGAAGCACCUCCUCAGAACCAGGGGUCCAACUGCACACGCCUAGUAGUGAAUCUUGCCUUUUUUACUAAUUGGAGUGGGGAUGAAUCACAGACUUCUGAUUUUAUGUAAAAUUCUGCUCGGUGCAUUAAAGCCCUCGUUUUUCCUUCCUG